CCCUCGUUCUGGCUCUGUUGCCAAGGCUACCGUACAGCCUCUUGCUGCAUAUACCUAGACGAGGCUGUCGCCUGUGGAGCUGUGGGAUAACAGCGGUCUCUUCAGAUUGCGGUGUGUCGAAGGGUUGAUCUGAGAGGGUGGAAGGAUAGUGCUGUAAAGAGAAGCACACCGAGGACUGAUUCUAUCACACAACAUGGCCGACAACUGGUGGUUGCCACAGGUUACAGGAUUUGACCUGAUCAUGUGAUCUGACUUCCUUCCUGUAGACCUUCCAUAGGGGGAUCAUGAACAGACGUCUGAGCAGCUCGACCCGUUCCCAGACGGAGGACUCCAUCUUCCUAAAGCCAGAUGAAGACCCCAUGUGGCUGGACGACCUCCCAACGACAGACAACAACUUCUCUCAACCAGGGGAUGGCUCCCCAAGCCCUGAUGCAAACCCAGGACGGGGGAACAGCCCCCCAAAGGACCCAGAGAAACUGUGGAGGGACACGUUUUACAUAGUUGUCAUGGGGAUGCACUGGUGUGCCGUGCUCUGCACCAUUUCCCAAAUCACGGGUUAUUGGGUCUUCUUUAUGGUGGAUGGUAACGAGUUGUUCCCAGCCUUCUACAAAGCCUUGCAGCUCUUAGACUUCUACCUGGGCGUCCUCCUAUCAUUCAACCCUGUGUUUGGAGUGGACUCUGUGUGCGUGUUGGUGGAGAUGGAGAAGACCAAGAACUACUGGCUCCUCCACGCCACUGAAGGCAUCGGCAUGGCUGUCAUUAUCUUCAUGAUCUACCGCAUUGUGUGUAAGUUGGGGUACGGUGAAACGUGGUGGUCCACGACGGUGGUGACUAACCAUGGGGACAGACGUCAGUCAGUGAGUCGCCAGCCUUCCUUCACCCUGUCAGAGUGGACAGACGCCCAGGAGGACCUGAUGGACCUAGAAGCUGAACCCCAGACACCUGUCUUUGACCUGGGUCUGGACACUAGGACGGAGGGGGACAUCACCACCCUCUCUGUUACACCUGUGGGCCUGCAAGAGAGGAGGGGCUCUAACGUGUCCCUGACCCUGGACAUGUGUUCUCCUGGCUGUACGGAGCCCUAUGGCUACGGUGCCCAGCUCUCCCCCAGAGACCAGACUGCCAAGGAGUACCUGAGAGAGGGAACAAAUACACUCAGCCCUGCCCAGCUCCACACACGCGCUAUGGACGACCAAGCCCUACAGGCAGAGUUCUAUGAAACUCCCAUGAACUUUGUGGACCCAAAGGAGUACAACUACCCAGGCCUGGUGAGGAAGAACCGCUAUAAGACCAUUCUGCCCAACACACACAGUAGAGUGAUCCUCCAGACAGCAGAUGAAGAUGAAUUCCUCAGGACCUACAUCAAUGCUAACUAUCUACAGGGUUACGGGGGUGAGGAGCGGGCGUACAUCGCUACCCAAGGUCCUACAGUCAACACGGUGGGAGAUUUCUGGAGGAUGGUGUGGCAGGAACGCUGUCCUAUCAUCGUCAUGAUCACUAACCUAGAGGAGAAGAAUGAGAAAUGUACAGAGUACUGGCCUGAGGACUCUGUGUCCCAUGAGGGCAUCCUGAUCACGGUUGUCACGGUAACCCAGGAGGAUGACUACAGCCUGAGGGUCUUCACUCUGAAGUGUGAUGGAGAGGAGCGCAGCCUCAGGCAGUACUGGUACACUUCCUGGCCUGACCAGAAGACACCGGACAAAGCCCCGCCCCUCCUGGAGCUGGUACAGGAAGUGGAGCAGGCAAGAGAGGAAGCUCUGCCCACCAGCGGCCCUGUCAUUGUCCACUGCAGUGCUGGGAUAGGUCGGACAGGCUGUUUCAUCGCCACCUCCAUCCUGUGUAAACAGCUGAGGAGUGAGGGCGUGGUCGACAUACUGAGGACUACCUGCCAGCUCCGCCUCGACAGAGGCGGGAUGAUCCAGACGGGUGAGCAGUACCAGUUUGUUCACCACGUCCUCAGCCUGUACGAGAAGCAGCUGUCCCACACUGCAGAGGAGUAGAGCACCACACCUGUACCUCCAUCUUAAUGUCACCCUUUAACGCACAGACAACAACAACAUCCUGCCCACUUCCAUUUCAGAGGCCCACAUACGAAAAGCCCAAUCUUGAUUUGAGAACUUUGCUUAUAAGGCAAAACAGAAACUGCUGAGGUUGAAGUUUCAUUAUGCUGCCAGAAAUUAAAUAAAACAACUGCUAUGAAUGAAAACUAUUUUACUGAUUUGCUUUGCGGACGAUGCUCUAAAAGUAGUGAUGAUGAAACGUUCUGUCACUUCUAACUCAAACGUUUGUUUUCACACUUGCCAGAGGUCUAUCCGGGAUAUCUUAUCCGGUAUGCCCUAUCAAGUGCCAGUUCAUUUUGGAUUAUUCAGAUUCCUCCAGAUCAGAAAAUGUUCAGCCUAUAUUAAAACAGUGAUGUUAAACAAUCGCACAGUGAGGAGUCACAUGUUCGUCUGAAAUGUAAGCAUACCAAACUAUCCCCUAUGAGCAGGAUGAAAAGACAUGCUCACUGGGUCUCUUUAUGUUAAAACAGUAAAGCAGGCCUUUCAAACUCCUGGUGCAGUCAGGAGUCACCUCAUCUUCAGUUUGAAUGGUGCUCCGUGUUCAUUACCAUUGACUGAGCCAUGUACAAUAGAACUCUACAGAACCAUAGAGGAAUGUAACCAUUAGGUAACUAGGCAUUGUGUGCAGUCCCUACAGUAUUACAGUGUCAUGUGUAUGUGCAGUCAGUCUGUCAUCAUCAUGACCUCCAUGGUGUCAUCAUGACCUCACACAGAGGCAUCAUGUGACCACCGAGACUGAGGGGGCGUGUGCAUGUCUCAUCUCCUGAGUUCACACAUGAGCUGUUAGGACCGUCACAUAGUGGAAGAAUCCAGAGAUAGAGGACUAGCAAAACUUGCCCCUGUUCUUUUUUUAAAGGUGUAAAAUAGCCUGGGUGCCAGUCUGCAUCGGCUCGGUGACAAGCCCUUAUGGAAUUGUCAUGCCUUGACCAUAACAAUGGAGUCAGCAAAAGCACAAACAGGUCUGGGACCAGGAUAGGAGUAAAUCAGAUAUGAGCAGAAAAGUACAAAUGUAAAGGCUGCGAGAAGAAACAACACUUCAAACUGGAGUUUAUCUUAACCCUAUUUGAUGGUUUUCCUUUCUUAGUUGUUAUUUCCCCUCUCACAAAGGAUAGAUGCUGGGAAAACCUGACCCCCCUAACCCUUCCCAUCAGUGCCCCCUCAGUGGUGUUGGGAUGAUGACACAUCUACUCUCAACAGUAGCCUAAACACAUGCGUGAUGUUAGCUGCCCAUGAUUGUUGUAUAGAUAGGCCAAGCCUAAUCCGUAUGAAGCACAACAGACCAACGAUGGUUGUGUCUCUGAUGUUCAGCUGUAAAUGUUCUUUUCUGUAUCGUGUUUUGACUGUGUUGACUUAAAUGGAUUGCAUGUGCUGUAUGGGACUCUCGUAAGUCCACAAUCAAAGCGAAGUGAUUGGUUGUCCAGCUUUCCGUUGUGUAAGGGUUCUCCUAUUAUGUUGCAAUGCUUUUGAUACAGUUUGCUUUUGUGAAACCAACCAGAGAUAUUUUUAGAACAUUUUGAUACAAUCCUUUCGAGUAGAUGCCUUGUGUAUAAUACCACUUACACCACAAUGGAAUGUAGCUCAUACUGUGGUCAAACCAUUGGUUUAUAUCGCAAGAUUUGACAGAUAAAAAAAAUGUGACAACUAACUAAGUUACCUUACAACAACAAGAAAAAACACAGACUAUGUUUUGUCUACAGUAUUACUUUGAUGCCUCUCGGCUUUGCUUUAAUAUGCUUUGCUUUAUGUGUCCAAGAUUUUAUCUUGUUUUCAGUUUUCACAGAGUCCUUAAACAUUCCCCAUAUCAAUUUAAUUACAUAAGGAAAAUCACACUGUGGUUUCACUCUAAAUGUUCACGCUGUAGUUAGGACAUGGAGUGUGGUUUCUCUUCAAUGCCAAUGUCCAUGAGAGGAACAGCUUGCAGCCAUGGUUUAGAUGUGGUUAACACCUCCAAUACUUAAUAUUCUGACCUACAGUGUGGUUUCUCUUGGUGUGUAACUGAUUGAAUUGGGGCCUGUGACUCUUGGCCAGACUGGCUUCACAACAACAUGAGAAAUAAUAUGAGCUAUGUGUAUGGCAGCUAAAACAAUGAUUAAGAGUUGUAUGUAAGAAAUCUCUAACAACUUUUAUCUUGAUUGAAUACAACUGGUCAAUUACAGCGAACAUCACCAGGAGACAAUCACCUUGUUUUGGUUUUAAAGGCAUCUCAAGAAAUCAGCACUAGUACUUCAUCCUCUGAUUUGAAACUGACAAAAUGUUGAGUUUUGAAGAUGGAAAAUAGUUGAAACUUGGAGAAGCUGGAAAUUAAACUGUGAAAUCCUUUCUUGAUAACGCUUAUUGCAAUUGAUCCAACAGCUUCACUUUGAGUGCUUGUUUCCUGUGCUGACCGGGUCUCAUUCUCGUGAUGUAAAAGAAGAUAGGUCAAAUUGAAAUAGCCAAUCCAGUGUGCAAAAUCGGUUGAAUAGACGUGGAAAAUAUGUCUCUUUGGAUGAAAAGAUGUUGAAAGUACAUCUUUUUGGUUGAAAAUAUGUUGAAAAUACAUUUUUUGGGAUGAAAAGAUGUUGUAAAGGUGUCCUUUUGGUUGAAAAUAAAUGUAAAGCCAGUUUUCAACCAGUUCUGCUCACUGGGAAAAUAUCAGACAUACUCCAACCAACCAGCAAACAACCUACUCCUCUCCUCUGCUACUACAGUAUUGCUUUAAGUUGUGAGUUUUUGCAUCCAAAUAAAAGUCGAUUUUCAUGAA
Messenger RNA from Salmo salar (Atlantic salmon), 4800 nucleotides. The record is from RefSeq and is a predicted model, not a curated record. NCBI's taxonomy places the organism in Eukaryota, Metazoa, Chordata, Actinopteri, Salmoniformes, Salmonidae.